AAGCACGCACAAUAAAGAGGGUUGCGUGUGGGUAAUCCAACGUCGAAGGUGAGAAUCGGUGGAGAUCACAGCAGUGUGUGGAUUGUGUUGUUUAAGCACUCCUCAGGUAAUCGGUGACUACUUGCUCUUCUCCUCUUCUCUCUUUCUUGUUUUUAUUUCCAUUUUCUUUUGAUGACUUGUAUGAGAGCUUUUGUUUUUGUUUGAAUGUAGCUCUCAAUUGAGCUCUGAGAGACAUUUCUGCAAUUCCUACAUCUAAGAUUCCAUACUCCUCCUCUUUUGAGGCUCCGCUCCAUCUAUCUCAAGAUGAUCAGAAAAGAGCCUCCUCAUUCAGAAGAUCUGCCAUACAGAGCGUCUUCGUCGUCGACCUCUCCACAUGUAGGUGAUAAUGGUGGAACCAAAAGGCUGAAAGGAAGUGACUACGAAGUGUUCUUGAGCUUUAGAGGGGAAGACACUCGCAAAGGCUUCACCGAUCAUCUCUAUACUAGCCUUGUUGAUGCAGGAAUUCGCGUGUAUAGAGACAACGAUGAGCUCCGAGUUGGUGACGAGAUUGGUCCGGAGCUUCUCUGCAGUAUCACGCAGUCUAAGAUUUCAAUCCCGAUUAUGUCUGAGGAUUACGCUUCCAGCAAAUGGUGCCUUCAAGAGCUGGCUCAGAUGUUGAAGUGCAGGAGAAGCGGAGAGCAAGUAGUGUUGCCCAUAUUUUACAAAGUGGAACCCUCACAAGUGCGACAUCUCAAGGGGAGAUUUGGAGAUGCCAUCAAUGCACAUCAAAAGAAUUCAGAUCAAAUGGUUGUGAAGGAAUGGGAAGAAGCGCUCAAUGAAGUCAGUUCUUUAAAAGGAUGGGAAUCGGAGAAAAUAAAUGAUGGGCAUGAAGCGGCAUUAGUGAAAAGAGUCGUCAUAAGAGUUAUGAGCGAGUUAAAAAGACUUUUCCACCUAAGUGUUCCUGAACAAUUGGUGGGAAUUGAUGAUCAUGUGAAAUGGAUUAUGAGCAAGCUAGAUGCUAAUUUCAAUGGUACAUGGAUCAUUGGAAUUUAUGGAAUGGGCGGCAUUGGUAAGACAACUCUUGCAAAGGUGUUAUACAACAAGCUAUUUAGCGAUUUUCAGAAUCGUUGCUUUGUGGCUGAUAUUCGAGAAAGAUCUCAACGCAAUGGUAUUGAAUGCCUACAAAAGCAGCUCAUUUCUAAUGUGAUAGGAGGAUCGUGGGAGGUGUCUAAUGUCGAUGAUGGAAUCCGUGUACUCAAAUCUCGAUGUACAAGUAAGAAAGUCCUCGCUCUUCUUGAUGAUAUGGAUAAUAAUACUUAGUUGGAUGCUUUGGUCGGAGACGGUAGUUGGUUUAAAGUGGGAAGUAUAAUCAUCAUCACAACUAGAAACAAGAGUAUUCUUGACAGGGCUAGGGCUGGCCACUUAUAUGAACUCGAAAAGUUGCCUUUUGAUAAAUCGUUGAUUUUAUUUUGUAGACAUGCAUUUCGAAAUGAUUUUCCUUUGAGUGAGUUUGAGGAUAUCUCUCAUGAUGUUGUAACUAUUACUGGAGGGCUUCCUUUAGCACUUGAAGUUAUAGCUUCAUUCUUAUGUGGAAAGACAAAGGGAGCAUGGAAAGAUACAUUGAAGAAAUUGAAGAACAUUCCUGAUAAGCAAGUGCAAGAGAGGUUGAUGAUAAGUUACAAAGCAUUAGAUUAUGAAGAGCAACAGAUUUUUUUGGAUAUUGCAUGUUUUUUCAUUGGAUCAUUUAAACAAAAUCCAACUUAUAUGUGGGAUGCUUGUGGUUUUUACCCGGGGAAAGGGAUUGAAGUAUUAAGUCUUAUGUCCCUAAUUAAAAUUGACAAAAAUGGCAAGCUAAAGAUGCAUGAUCAACUGAGAGAUCUUGGAAGGGAAAUUGUUCGUUUAGAAAAUCAAAAGAAGCCUGGAGAACGUAGUCGAUUAUGGAUUGAUGAGGAAGUCAAACAUGUGCUUGAGAGCAACAAGGGCACUUGUAAGAUUGAGGCCCUUCGUCUUUGCUAUAAUAGAUGGGAAAGCUAUGAUAAGAAAAGCUACCGAGGUGAACAGUUUAACGAAUUCACCAACUUGAGGUUCCUUCAAUUGGGCAAUGUGAAUUUUACUGGAGAUUUCCAAAACUUGCUUCCUCAAUUAAGAUGGCUUGACUGGGAGACUUGUCCCUCGGAUUUUGAAAUUGUCAACUUUCACCCAAAGAAAUUAGUCGUGCUCAAUCUAUCAUGUAGUGAGAUUUCGGAGGACUGGGGAGGAUGGGGCCCACUCAAGAUGGCGACCGAGUUGAAAGUUCUCGACCUCUCGUAUUGUGCCAAUUUGAGAAGAACUCCCGACUUGUCUGCUUUCAAAAGCUUGGAGAUUUUGAAUCUUGAAAGCUGUUACAAUCUAAAAGAAAUUCAUCCUUCUAUA
Molecule: messenger RNA, 2391 nt
Organism: Eucalyptus grandis
Lineage: Eukaryota; Viridiplantae; Streptophyta; Magnoliopsida; Myrtales; Myrtaceae
Product: disease resistance protein RPV1-like
Exons: 4
Coding region: 304-1299 (331 amino acids)
Biological process (GO): defense response; signal transduction
Molecular function (GO): ADP binding
Source: RefSeq, a predicted model, not a curated record